Molecule: messenger RNA, 3047 nt
Organism: Ectocarpus siliculosus
Lineage: Eukaryota; Phaeophyceae; Ectocarpales; Ectocarpaceae
Source: the annotation of a GenBank genome assembly
AUGACACGCGGCUACGGCGGCGGCCACGGCGGCGGCUGCUGCGGGCGCGACGGCGGGCAUGAUGAGCCCUCGCUCCACCAAGAAGGCGGAUCAGGCGACGCCGAGCGAAGCGACGGCGAUGCAGGAACGGCAAGCUGCUGGCAAGGAAGGCCCUUUAAACCUCCGAAAAAUUGUUGCGAAGGCUAUCUUGAGGAACGCCAGCGGCACCCUCGACUCCUCUGUGCACUCGCUCGCGUCCGCAGCCAACAACAGCCGCCACAACGCGGGGACGUACGGCGACAGCAGCGGGUACGGCAGCUGCAGCGGGGACGGCAACGGCAGCGGGCACGGCAGCGGACACGGCAGCGGACACGGCGUCGUGGGAAAGGGGAGCGGCCACGGAAGCAGUGGGCACAGCCUCAGCUGGGACAGCAACGGCGCGGGCGGGGGGGCAGCGGCAGCGGUCACGGAACCGCGUGUCGGUGCCUGUCUGCCCUGUCCUCGUCCAGCACCGGUAGCCAGCACGGUUCCGGUAGCAGCCGUCAUGGGUCGGAGUCGGCGCCGCCGCCUAUUCCCGAGAACGGGGAGCUUGUCGGCGCCCUGGAUGGUUCCGGGGGGAGUGGCAGCAGCAGCCCCGCGGGACUGCUCGGCGAAAUCGGGAAGCAGUUCAGCCUUGCUCUCAACCGGUCUUUCAACCUCGAGGGGAGCGAUACCGGGGAGGCUUCGAAGCCGCCGCCGCCGGUGUCAAAGCCGAGAGAUCCGAGGACGACGGCGGAGAAAGGCCUUGAGGACACUUCGUCUCAUUCGGAGAAGACCGGGGUGGGUCGAAUGGCAGAGGGGUUGUUGAAGCAGGUCGACCGAGCGGUGCCCAGCAUAUCUGUUGGGGACGGCAGCGGCCACGGAUCGGGGUGGGGUGGGAGCGUCAGCGGCGCAGGCGGAAGCGCCCAAGGGAGCGCGCACGGUAGCGUUGCGAGCGUCGGGGCGUUGGGCAGCGGCGUCGGUGGCGGCUCGCGGAGACCAAGUGGACUCGUUUUGCCCUGGUCUCAGCAGGACAUGGAUCAGGGGCGAGAUGGCGGUGGUGGCGGCGGGGAAGACGAAGCUACCAAUCUCGACGCCGACGCGAGUGGCGACAACCGCUUUGGGCGUGCCUUCACCGGUGCCGGUGCCGGCGGUGGCACGCCGCACUUGAACGACGGCGGGCACGACGAAUCGAUGGGGCCGGCAGAACGCGCGUUUGCGGCCGCCUUCGGCGGCGGCGGCGGCGGCAGCGGCGGCGGUGCCGUCUGCAGCACUCCUCGCGUGACCUCGCACCCGAAGCUGUCGUUCGGCACGCCCGUGACGGAACGCGUUGUCUCCACGUCGACCAGCGCUUCCAUCUACGGCACGCCGAGUCGGGUCACGCCGAGCGCGUCCGUCUUCGGCACGACUCUCAGGGGUUUCGCCGCGGACACUGCCGGGCCCAGCGCCGGCAGUACCGCCGGCGGUAGCGGGCAUGGCUCCGCAGGCCCCGUCCGCAAGAGCUCGUUCGCGAUCGAGGGUGUGGUGGCGGUGGACAAGGUGGCGGGGUACGAGGCGGGGAUGGCGAACUGGCCGGCGGGGAAGGUGGAGGGGAACCCCGCGUGGGAGGAGUGGAGCUCGGCGAAGAAGCUGGUGUGCCACCUUGUCACCGCGGGCUGUUUAGCCGUGAUCGUGCUUACGUGGUGAUGGUUGUGCGCCGUGGUUGUGGAGGGGAGAACCUCUAUUUUUUCGUUUUGGCGAUCUCGCUUGUGGCUGAAGUUAUCGGGCCAGCGCCCCACGUGCUGAGAGAUGGCAAGAGGCGCUGUGGUGGUUUUAAUUGUUCGGUUUUGACAAUCGGUGCUGGCAAGGGGAACGACCCACCCCAUGAAUGAUUUUCUUUGUGUUUGCUAUUUGAUGUACGUGGAAAGAGAAUGCCUUGACUUUUAAAGAAAAACACACUACUGUCAGCGCAUGUUAGUUAUCUGUUACACAGUCCUUGGUAUUUAUAGUUGGUUCGGCCGGCGUGCUCACCGGAAAUUCAUAUCUACAGCAGUAGGUUGGUGCAACAAGCAAUGUGGAAGAUUGUUCGUUUACGUGUUUGCCCGGCGAUAGCAGCCACCGGCCGAAGUAGGCCCUGAGGAAUUGGAUGUUUCCGGAGGCCGUAGGAUUCGUACUCGAGGUCUGUUAGGUUUCUUGUAUGUCGUCGACCUAUUUAGUUGUCGUGGGAGGCAGCCUACCGGCAGCUUUCCCCGUGCUCGACGUGUUCACGUGUUCUGCCCUCUGAUGUGUGAGUGUUGGUCGUGUUCGCCUUGCAUGGCGAUUAUUCGCGCCGUGGAAACACGGCACAGCAACAAACAGGGCAUAAGCAAUCAGAGAUAAGCAAGCAGAACAUAAGCAAGCAGAGCAUAAGUAUACCGCAACAAAACAUGGCAGCGUCCUUGGCUUCUAUCUAAUCGUUUUAUGCAUAGAAAAAUGACUUCCGUUGUUGGGCACGUGUUUCGUUGAAUGUUGGGGAGGUAUAUUCACUCAGGGGUGCGCCGACCAGAGUAUUUGCCUCCCGAUUUGUUCCCUGCGUGUUUUUGGCGAAAGUCAUUCAAUUUUUGGGAAGCUGCCAACAGACGGGUGGGGCAUGUGUGUUGUUAGACGGGAUGGGCGAAGGCUUGGGGCCGGUGUUGUUGUCAUCAGACAAGUACCGUAGGUUGAGUAAGAUAUCACAUCCCCUGGGAACGAUUUUCGAAGCUCGGUACCUCGGCAGGAGAAUCAGUGACGGUGCCGACAAUGGCGGCAUUGGAACCGUCUCGUCGAGAGCUUUCCGAUAACAAACGUAUACUGCAAUUUCAGCAUCCUCUUCGUCGUGGGGUAAUCGAGCUUUGAAAAUCGGUCCACGCGGUGUGGCAUCUGAGGCAACCUAGGGUACCUUGCUGCGUCGAUCGUGUGUGACGAUUUUUCUCUGUGUUUUUGGGGGGGGUGUCGGUUAGCGUGGGCGUCCGGCGGCUUUGGAAAACUCCACGCAGAACAUGGAACACCACAGAGUGGGACAUUUUUUCGGGGGGAGCCAGAUCGUGGCAUGG